AUGUCGACCACCCCCGCCCCAGGCGAGCUGCCCUCUCGCUUCGGUUCAUUCGGAGGCGCCUACGUCCCGGACGUACUCGUCAACUGUCUUUCAGAGCUCGAGGAUGCGUUUGUCAAAGCCAAGGACGACCCAGAUUUCUGGAAGGAGUUUCAGAGCCUGUAUGGGUACAUGAACAGGCCGAGCGAGCUCUAUCUUGCGGAGAGACUGACUGAGGAGCUUGGCGGUGCCAAUAUCUGGCUCAAGCGAGAAGACCUCAACCACACCGGUUCCCACAAGAUCAACAACGCCGUCGGCCAAAUCCUCCUCGCCAGUCGUCUUGGAAAGACCCGUAUCAUCGCCGAAACCGGUGCUGGUCAACACGGCGUUGCCACCGCCACUGUCUGCGCCAAGUUCGGCCUCAAGUGCGACAUCUACAUGGGCGCAGAAGACGUCCGCCGCCAAGAGCUCAACGUCUUCAGAAUCAAGAUGCUCGGCGCCAACGUCAUCCCCGUCACUUCUGGUACACAGACUUUGAAGGAUGCGGUGGACGAGUUGAUGAAUGACUGGGUGGAGAGCAAGGAUACUACGCACUGCCUGAUUGGGUCUGCUGUUGGGCCUCAUCCUUUCCCGACUAUCGUACGCGAGUUUCAGAGGGUGAUUGGGCGUGAGAUCAAGAGCCAGUUUCAUGAGAAGACGGGCAAGUUGCCAGAUGCUGUCGUGGCAUGUGUUGGUGGUGGUUCCAAUGCGAUCGGGGCGUUUAACGAUUUCCUCGAGGAUGAGAGCGUAAAGUUGGUCGGUGUGGAGGGCGGUGGUCAUGGCGUCAAUACCGACCGCCACGCUGCAACCCUCACGACCGGCAUCCCAGGUGUCCUCCACGGCGCCGCCUCCUACAUCAUCGAAUCCUCCCCCGGCCAACUCUUCCACACCCACUCCAUCUCUGCCGGGCUCAACUACAACUCUGUCGGUCCCCAGCACGCGUACCUCAAAGACACUGGUAGGGUCGAGUAUGUCGUUGCCGACGAUGUGCAGUGCCUGAAGGCGUUCAAGAUGUGCACCCAGCUGGAGGGGAUCAUCCCGGCUUUGGAGAGCUCGCAUGCGCUUUGGGGAGGGUUCGAGCUGGCCAAGACUUUGCCCAAGGACAGAAAUGUCGUCAUCAAUCUGAGCGGUAACGGCUCCAAGGACGUUGCGGAGGUACUUUUGACUCUCAAGAACAAGGAGUUUGCAGACAAACUCGAUUGGCAUGUGGCGCAGUAG
This is a messenger RNA of Cryptococcus wingfieldii CBS 7118, 1233 nucleotides long. Its product is annotated as tryptophan synthase, beta subunit. Gene Ontology annotation, biological process: L-tryptophan biosynthetic process. The transcript has 4 exons. Gene Ontology annotation, cellular component: cytoplasm. NCBI's taxonomy places the organism in Eukaryota, Fungi, Basidiomycota, Tremellomycetes, Tremellales, Cryptococcaceae. The coding region runs from base 1 to 1233 and encodes 410 amino acids. Gene Ontology annotation, molecular function: tryptophan synthase activity. The record is from RefSeq and is a predicted model, not a curated record.